Messenger RNA from Australozyma saopauloensis, 1542 nucleotides. RefSeq lists its product as uncharacterized. The transcript has a single exon. The coding region runs from base 1 to 1542 and encodes 513 amino acids. Lineage: Eukaryota; Fungi; Ascomycota; Pichiomycetes; Serinales; Metschnikowiaceae. The record is from RefSeq and is a predicted model, not a curated record.
AUGAGCUCUCUGCAACUUAUUCAAGAUUCCAAAAAUCUGAUUCUGGUAGCUGUGCCACUCAUGGAUUCUCCUUUGCAGAUUGCACAGUCAGCCCCAGUCUUCAUUCAAAAAAGAAGGAAACAAAAAAGAAGAAGAGGAGGACAAAAGGCGGACAAUUCAUCUGCUUCUCCACUUGCUGUCCAACCAAAUACAUUGACUACUCCUGGUAAUGUUCAGCCACCUCCAUCAGCAAAGAAAAGAAGGGGAAGGAAAAAGGGAACAAAACAUCGUCACAACUCAUCAACUGGUAAUCAGGUCGAACAGCCAACUUCGUCUUCUGAACGAGAAUAUGCGAGGAGUUGGGGCGGAAAACAUCCAAAUUCUAAUUCGACCGGUCAAGAAGAGGCUCAAACAACUCUAUUGACUACUCCAUUACUGAAAAAGAGAAAAGGGAAAAAGGGUAAAAAGGGAAAGGAACACCGUUGCAAUUCUCCGGCUGUUCAGCAAAAUGUCCAACCUUCUCCGCCGACUCUUGAACAUGCCGCCCAACCAUGUCAAUUGACAGCUUUGCAAGUGGCCCGAGUGCCACAUGUGACUUUUGACUCUCAUGAAGCGUCGUUCGUUGAGUCAAAUUGUGCAACCACAGAUCCUGAUAUGGAAUCAAGGCAAGCUAGCUCUUUGUUAAUUUCUGAAGACGAAAGACUCAGCUUGGAACGAAUUGUUGAACAAUCAUUGAAUUCUCUCUGUACAAAACGAAGAUGGCCCAAUCACUUGAUGGACUUUUCUCCACUUGUCGAUGUUUUGGUGAAAAAGAACGGCACAUUAUUCCUUUCGUCAAUUACAACAGCCCAGUUUGCAAGUAAGAUGCGCAGUCUCUGCUCCCAUCUCAAAUCCACUGAGUUGAAGACUGAAGGACUACCAUUGCCUGAAUUUCAUCGAAAAGAGGCUUUGACUUUGAUCAAACAACUCAUCAUGAGACCAGGCCGGGUUCCUACAGAUGCUGAUGCUUCAAUACUUCUUGACGAAUUGAAAACACGUGAAGGUCAAUUGUUUCUCAAAGCAUUCUUGAAAGCCUUCAAUCAACCUGCUAAGAAGGAUGCUCUUGACAUUAUCGUGGUAGCCUGUGAAUUUUUGAGUGCUUCACUGUAUGAAGUCGAAAAUUACUUUGAUCGUCGGCAUGAGGCCCGAGAGUUUGUGCGAUACUCUGUAUCAUUUAAAGGUGGCUGUUUGCUAGGGCGUCUUCUCCUUUUCUUCCUGGAAAUUCGUUACAAAAAAUUUAUAGAUCCUUUUCUCCUGGGCAAAAAGGACGAGGCAAGAGUCACGUUCAAAGUUAUUGCCUAUGAUGAGAAGUAUAACCCGGAUCUAUUGGAAUUCUUGUUUGACACAUUAUGGAGCCGAGUGGGUCUAUCUUUUAUGCUUUUGGCCGCGCAUCGAAACUCAGUGCCCAAAGCGUGGGAAGCGACUUUCGCGCUGGAAGGGUGUUCGCCAUUCACCACAUCGAAACGUUUCUCUCGUUGGUGGCAUUCCUAUUUUCCCACAUCCAAGAUGUUCCGAUUCUUGUAA